AUGUCGACAUUUGAAGCACCUCUCCGACCAUGGAUUGGGCUUGGAACCGGUAGCUUUCUCCUCUCCGCCCAGCCUUUAUUGCUGAAGACAGGGGCUUCGUUGGCGGGCUCCCUCGCCUCACAUCUUUAUCUGGCCUUGGCUCAGACCGGCGACUGUCGCUCCUCCGAUGAGGCUUCGAGAUGUGCACCUCAAUACGGUGGACGGCGAUGGGCACAAAAGCGGCGGCGCAAACUUGCAGGACAACGCCCGCCUCCUAUUGAAAAAUUUCAAAUUACUCUACGAAGAGGAUGCGACAAUCAAGGAGCAACACGCCCAAUCGAUUUUAUUAAACAGAUCGGAUGCGAGAAAAAACCUGGCUCCACCGCCGAAGAACUUCUCCGGCAAAAAUUCAGAGGCGGAGAAGAAAAAGAGGAGAUCGAGGCGGACGAUUUCAUCGCGAUCCUAAAGUAUUCUCCAAGUCCAUACAGGGAAUUCCGGCGGUCGAUGGCGGAGAUGGUGGAGGUGCGCCUGGGCGGCGGCGAGAAAGUGGAUUGGGAUUUUCUGGAAGAGCUUUUGUUUCGUUAUUUGGAUUUGAACAACGAAAUGACUCACAGGAACGUGUUGCGCGCUUUUGUGGAUUUGGUUGUCGUCUUGCACGAGAACGAUUGGAGAUCACCAGAGCAGCAGCGUCGGCCUUGGGAAGGCGUCGGAGGUGGUGGUGGGAGGCUGCUGAAAGGGGAGAAGUAG
Molecule: messenger RNA, 726 nt
Organism: Striga hermonthica
Lineage: Eukaryota; Viridiplantae; Streptophyta; Magnoliopsida; Lamiales; Orobanchaceae
Source: the annotation of a GenBank genome assembly